This is a messenger RNA of Peronospora belbahrii, 1626 nucleotides long. The record is from the annotation of a GenBank genome assembly. Lineage: Eukaryota; Oomycota; Peronosporomycetes; Peronosporales; Peronosporaceae.
AUGAACACGAUCACGUUAAGCGAGACGGUAGCGCAUGUGGGACAGAAUGUGCGCUUCAUUGCAGCUAUACAACAGAUUACGACUGGCAAGAAAGUGCUGAUGGAUCAGUGUAGGAUCUGCUCUUGCUACAUUUUGCACGUGGGUGAUGCUAGUAGACAGUUUUUCAAGAUUACAUGCUGGGGAGAUGCGCCACCUACAUUGUUACAUUCGUCAUCCACGUCAGACUCAAGUAAAGACUUACAUCCCAUGCAUCUGCCGAUUACUGAUAAAGUGGUUCAAGUUGGUGAUAUUGUGCUAUUUUCUUCUUGCCGUAUAAAACUCUAUCAAGGCAACGUAGAAGCGCAGUUUCUUCUGCGCAAUGGCAAGGCGGCGACUUCAUCGUCGAUCCAGUUAUUGUAUAGGAAAGGUUUGUAUUCUAGUACAAAGGAUGUUUCAUUGCUGACAUUGUAUCCAAUGAUUGAAUGGUACAAGCAAUAUCGUCGAGAGUUUAUUGUUAUGAAUGAUGUAGUGACAUUGUCUGGAGCAAAGAAAAGAAAAAACAGGUCGACGAUCAAAGAAUUGCGCGACAAUAUGGUCGUGUCAGUUCUCUGCAAAUUACGACCUGCAAGCAUUAAAACAAAUAAAACUAUUGGAAAAAAGAAUGGCGUUGUCUCGGAGCUGGAUGGUGUGCUGAUGUGUGAGCUGGUCAUGUUUGACUCUGCGGAAGAUGGUAUGCUCGUGAACCUUUGGGAUCAGCAUGCCGAGAAGCGAUUUGUUGCACGAUUGCUUAAUCACCCAGGUGCUAUUAUAAUUGAUGGUGUCUUUGUAAGCCUUCAGGCUUUAUCCAACCGGUUGCUGGCAAACACGACACUGCAUACGACGUUUCAUCUAUUGGACCCUUGCGACACUGAGUCGAUUGCAUUGGAAAGGAAAAUUGCUCGAUCCAAAUAUGCUGUCCAAAGAAGUACAUCAUUCACUACUCCUACCGAUUUGACAUCAUUUUCUACCUUCAAAGAGCUCAAAGGUUCAUCGUUUCAAGGUCUGGCUACCUUGAAAAACAUCCAUAUUGAGCAAGUCUGCUUAGGCCGUCAUUUUGGACAUGAAGCAACUGUACUGGCAAGAUUUGCUGCCCGUUUAGUGGAGCAAUAUUGUACAAAGUGCUACCAAACACUACCUGAACUAGCUUGUCAAGACAACACAACACAAAGCCAUUUUGAAGCUUGCGCAAACAAAUGCAAGACUCGUCGAGGUAGUGCAAACAAUGCUUCAUGUGCCUGGAGGUAUCGCUCUUUUACGAUGGUUUUGCGUGAUGCUAAAAAAGAAACACUUCAAGUUAAAGUGGAACACCAAACGAUAUUCGAGAUAGCAGGAAAAAUUGAGGCACAAGCUCUAAUAAAUGGUUCAUGCAACGCUUCGCCAAGCUCUCGCUUCAACGCCGCGUCUGCCGUGACAUCAUUGCUCAAUGCUCUUGUCGAAGAUGCAAACCAGAAGUUUGAAGCGCAGUUAGUGUGCUCUAUAGUAAAACACGGUGACAAUCCAAGUCAAGCUACUGAUAGCUGCCAGGAUUCCAGUCUCAACGAAGAAGGCAUUCUUGAACGGGUGUAUAGUUUGGUGUCGCUCGUUCCAUGUGAUGUAUUUACAAUUUAG